GUAAGCAGCUGGCGUAGUAGGGGAGCGAGAGGUGGAGAGCCACUGUACAGGGAAGAAAAGAGAAGGGUGGAGAGAGAAUAGCCUCUUCUGUAAAAUAAGCUUCAAUGAGAGAGAGAGAAAGCGAGGGAGGGUCACUGUACAGAGAAAAAGAGGGAGUGCAAGUGAUGCAGAGCAGCACCGUGGGGACCCUGAGGUAAACUGCCGGUGAGGAAAUAUUAAUGACCCUUACAGCGCUCACUGUGCAGCGUCCCACUGGUGAUCGGAGCCUAGGCGCCGGAGAAGCCCUGAGAAAGGUGUCACAUUAAGAGCAGCCCUGGGGUGCUCUCCACAAAGCGCUCCCGCUCCCGCCACCAACACAACCACUCUCACACUUAGACCAGGGGCACGCCGGGGAACGUAGCCACACAGUGGACUGGAGGACAGAAGAGGAGAGCCCGGAGAGCGGAACAAGAAGGAUUACACCCCGAAGAAGAGUCCAUUCCCCUCGCGACCCCUGACCCCCUGUGCCAACAUGAGCAGCUGCAGGAAGAGGUGCAAGAGGGAGAUGUUUAAAUUCGCUCAGUACCUGUAUAGACUUGUCACGGGCACGCUUCAUGCAGACAGCGUGGAAGAUGAGUUGGAGCUGUCGGCCGUCCGCCAUCGCCCCGAGGGUCUGGAGCAACUGGAGGCUUUGACCCGCUUCAACCGCAAGGAGCUGCAGAUCCUCUACCGAGGCUUCAAGAACGAGUGCCCUAGUGGUGUGGUCAACGAAGACACCUUCAAAGACAUCUACUCCCAGUUCUUUCCACAGGGAGACGCUUCGACAUAUGCACAUUUUCUGUUCAACGCGUUUGACACGGAUAAAGAUGGAUCUGUGAGUUUUGAGGACUUUGUCAUGGGCCUCUCUAUCCUGCUCCGAGGCUCAGUCCAGGAGAAGCUCAACUGGGCCUUUAAUCUGUAUGAUAUUAAUAAGGAUGGCUAUAUUACUAAGGAGGAAAUGCUUGACAUCAUGAAGGCCAUCUAUGACAUGAUGGGGAAAUGCACAUAUCCCCUACUCAAAGACGAUACGCCUCGGCAACACGUGGAGAUAUUUUUUCAGAAGAUGGAUAAAAACAAGGAUGGAGUUGUAACCAUAGAUGAGUUUAUUGACUGCUGCCAAAAUGAUGAGAACAUCAUGAGAUCGAUGCAGCUCUUUGAUAACGUCAUUUAACUUGUGGCUGACGUGGAGAGCUCUGGACCGGACUAUCGACAGACGCUAUUCUAUCAACUGUACGCUGUUCAGACAAACAUAAGGAAGUAUUGUCACACGGAAAACACAGUAUAGAUGUAACGGUAUGAAACAUUCUGGAAUAACUGCAAAAAAAGCAUUGAUGUUUUCCAAUCUUACCUUUUUCAAUUUGAGUUUUGUGGUUUGAUUGAGUAAAUUGAACUCUUCAAACCUGUGUACAAAGAUCUUAACAGCUGCGCCGCAGUCAGUAUUUAUCUGCAGUACAGGAAACCCAGCUGUGUUAAAUUGUGCCACUGCCUUUGAACAGAUGGACAACAAUGAGUUUGAAAGGUGAACGGGUUUCCACCCACCAUGGUCCAUCCUUUGCUCUCCCAGGACCCAGAUAAAAUAUUGUACAAUUUCAAAAAUAUAUAUGUAUAUACUAUCUGAGGACUGUUCAACUUUGUUCAUGUUUACUUGCCAACUAGAAUGAGACGAUGCACUCCACAUUGCAUUUGAUGAGUCUGGACAGUAUCCAGACUCAUUGAUGAGUCUGAAAAGUAUCCUUAGAAGCACACAGGUUGGUGUUACUUACCUUGGGUCUACGCAUAGAAGAAAUGACCAUCUUGUCACAAGAUUAUGCUGCUUCUAAAUGUAUUUUGUGACCCUACAUUUCCCUGUUUUGAGAUGUUUCCUGUCGACAUGUUUCCAUUCAUGUUUCAAAUCACUAUUUUGUGGUAUGUUUGAUUUUAUUUAUAUAAUAUGGUAGUCAGUGUACAAAGGGAUAGUCAGAUGUUCAGUAUUAAGCAGAAGCUAACUCUUGGGGUGAAUUUACGGUCUUCUUGGGUAUGUAAUGUAUAUUGAUCACUGUCUUAUAAAGAGGAUCACUGGGAUGAAGUUAUACAAGCAAAUCUGAUCUGUCACCUUUAGUUCUGUAAAUACAUAUCCCUGUCCAGAAACAACCCCUAGCCCCAACUUUCCAGGCGAUUGCAGAGAUAUGGGAGGAUUGGACAGGUGUAAUCAAUAUGGCGAUAAUUCCACUCGGCCUGUCAGAAGGCAAGGUGGAGUUAUAACCUACUUCACUUUGUAUCUAUCCAUACCUUUCAAGCCUUGUUUACACUGCAGGCCUCCACACUGCUCAAAUCAGUUUUGUUUUUAAAAUCCAUUUUGGAAUAUUGACUGUCUAAACAGUAGGUUACAAGUGACCAAAUCGGAUUUGUGUGUUCAGACAGCAGUCAUUUGCUGGUUGUCAUAGUAAUGACGGGUGUGUGCACAGUGGUGUAGGCUGAUUGGUGGUGCUCGUGCUUCUCAGAAGUUAUGUGGCAAGUUAAGGGGACAACAAUGUCUGCCAUGGAAGUUUCCCAGUUGCUUUGAAUGUUCAAACACUUUUAAGGAUAAGAUGAUCCAAGGAUAAGAUUAUCCAACUUUCAAAACAAGUGGUAGCUGUUUAGCUUUCACUAAUGUGUUUAAACAAACUAGUUACCUACUACAUGUUCUUGUCAAACUGGCAACAAGCUAGCAAGCAACAAUAUAUGCCAACUAAGUCUAAAAACCACACGAGGGAAAUCAGAUUUGACCAUUCAACCCAAUUAGAAUGGCCAGGAAUCAAACCACCUACAAGUUAAUUAAGGGUCUAGAUUUUAUUGCUUGGAUAGAGGUUGCUUCUGGCUGAGGUCUGUGUUUUCUUUCCUCUUGUUUGGGGCAUGUGUCCAGGUUCUUUGCAUAAUGAAGACUGAUUGGCCGUGGCUGUCUCUGAUUAGAGCCCUGAUAGGCCCCAAAUGUGGGCAGGCACAGAGCAUGCUGGGCAGCAGAUGGGGCCUCACCCUCCCCAAUCUCACUCACAGGUGGUUCCAAAAACCCUACUAUUUAGUCCUCCUCUAUCUAAAAGGUUGGUAUGAGCAAGGUAGUAUCUGCACAAUUCAUUUUUCUUGCCUUAAUUGGCAAUUCCUUAUGUAUCCAUUGGAAUAUGUUCUGAUGUCCUUAUGAUUAAGCAAAGUCUAGGACAAUAACUUGAUCUUAUUUGACAAUGAUUUUGUUCAACUGGCUAAUUAUCUCCUAAACAUAUGGGUCAAGUUAAGUAGGGCAUAGAAAAGCCUGCAAUGAAAAUGUUAUAUUUGGACAAGUUCAGGUAUAGCUUCUACAAAUCCAAGAGUGAAAGACUCCUCUCUCUCGUCUCUAACAUGAAGGCUCACUUUUUGUGAACAGUCCCAUCACAAGUCAGAAUGUUGAAUAAACUUCAUUUGAACGUA
Molecule: messenger RNA, 3435 nt
Organism: Oncorhynchus nerka (sockeye salmon)
Lineage: Eukaryota; Metazoa; Chordata; Actinopteri; Salmoniformes; Salmonidae
Gene: kcnip4a
Product: potassium voltage-gated channel interacting protein 4a
Exons: 8
Coding region: 512-1189 (225 amino acids)
Biological process (GO): regulation of potassium ion transmembrane transport
Cellular component (GO): voltage-gated potassium channel complex
Molecular function (GO): calcium ion binding; potassium channel regulator activity
Source: RefSeq, a predicted model, not a curated record